Anoplophora glabripennis (Asian longhorned beetle) is the source of this 2067-nucleotide messenger RNA. RefSeq names its product growth arrest-specific protein 2. Gene Ontology annotation, molecular function: cytoskeletal adaptor activity; actin filament binding; microtubule binding. Gene Ontology annotation, cellular component: actin filament. The coding region runs from base 1 to 1290 and encodes 429 amino acids. Lineage: Eukaryota; Metazoa; Arthropoda; Insecta; Coleoptera; Cerambycidae. The record is from RefSeq and is a predicted model, not a curated record. Gene Ontology annotation, biological process: actin crosslink formation. The transcript has 6 exons.
AUGGCUUUCGGCAAGAACAGCAUAUCUAGGAGUAGGAACAGCUGGGGCCCCGUAUCGGUGCCCUCUGGUCUGUACCGGCUGGCCCCCGAAGAGGAACUGGCGGAGGAAUGUACGGAGAGGAUGAUGACGGCCCAGAUGCGGCAGUUGGAUCCGCUCAAGGAAGACCUGGCAGACUGGCUGAACAAGACGCUGGGUAUUGAUUACAUUAACCGGGAUAAUUUCCUUAACGAAUUGGAUAACGGGGUCGUCUUGUGGCAUUUGGCUCAGAUAAUAUGCGAAACGGCGAGGCAAGUCGUAAAAGCUGGUAAAGUAAAGGGGCCUGCUCCCACAGUAAUAGGAAAAUGUUUUGAAAAAGCAAACAGAAGGAGUUUUUUCUCAAGAGACAACAUGGAAAAUUUUAUAAAAUUCUGCAAGUCUCUUGGCGUCCAUCAAAAUUUGCUAUUCGAAAGCGAUGAUUUAGUUCUACAUCACCAACCGAGGAACGUUAUAUUGUGCCUUUUAGAGGUUUCUCGUUUAGCUACAAAAUACGGCAUUGAGCCUCCUGGACUGGUACAACUAGAGAAAGAAAUCGCGGAGGAAGAGCGAAAUAAUUCCGGAGACUCAGGACUCAGCUCUCUACUUUCCUGGCAGUUCCAAGCGUCGCCCCCUCGCCUGGAUACUUCUGAUUUAAAAAUGAGACACAGCAGUUCGGCUUCUGCAAUCUCGAGCACAUUCGAUAGGUGGAACACUGGCCCUCAUGUCAUCCUCAUACCAGACAGAGGCUCGGGCGACAACACUCUAUCGUCCUUACCGGUUGUCGCAGCCAGUGGCGCCAGCGACGGCGUGCCCAGUGAUAACACAGAAGAUGAAGAUUGGUCCAGGGGCAGCGGCGAAGAUCCCGACCUGGACAUAGUCGACACACCUAGGAGACCAUCGUCCAUGGGUGGAGGGGACACUCCGACGCCAACCACGGAGCUGGACAGGAAGGUGCAACAGGCGGCGAGGCUGUUGCAGAAGAACUGCAACUGCGCCAGCGGAAGGUGCGAUAAACUGAAAGUCAGGAAAGUCUCGGAGGGGAAAUAUAAUAUAGCAGGGAAGAACGUAUUUAUCCGGCUUCUCAAGGGGCGCCACAUGAUGGUCAGGGUAGGCGGCGGCUGGGACACUCUGGACCACUUUUUGUUACGCCACGAUCCUUGCCAGGUGAAAGUCGUCUCCAGAGAUAGCCCAGAUAGGCCCGCUAGCGCUUCCAAGUAUUUACACAUCCGAGCCAAGUAUCGUAGUCCGCCACCACGUGAAUCUGUCACUCGCUAAUAGUAGUAUCGUAUCGUAUUAGUACCUGUACUGCGACACAAAUCAUACUUUCCAUUCUUGUUUCGAUGGGACGUAUUUUUUUAUAUCCGAAAACUUGCCUUCAGGUGCAAUAAGUAUUGACUGGUUUGACUCGUAAAGUGCAUUUAAUAUAUAAUAGCAAUUUGUGUUAAGUUUAAAGAAAACAGAUCAAGUUUGGGAGUUGAUAAUAAAAUAAAAUUGUCACUAAGAAGGAUAAAAUAUAUUACGUUUGUGCUUUGUGUGGGUAAUUACUUGUGUAUGAUGUAACCGAUAUGGUGCACUUAUUCUAGUUUCCGCAUUAAGAAAUAUCGCAAUAAAGUUUUCAUUAUUAUGAAAUUUUCUUUAAAGCACCUAUUGUGUAAUUGUUAAUUUAAAAUUUCUAGUGCAAUGCAUAGAAUUUUAUUUAGUGUCAACGAAAUUUAUGUAAAAAUAUUUUUCUGGAGUGUUAUCGAUGGAUCAAUUAUCAGAAGCGGGAUAACUUUGAUCUUACUUGAUAUAAUUUUUGCUUCAUUUAAAGUUAUUGCCUAAUCUUGUCUUAAAUUUUACAUGGUCAAUAAACUACGGUAUGAUUUGUGUAGUAUUUAGGUUUUUAGUGAGUACCAUUUUUACACCGCCAAGUUCAAAUUCAUUAUUUAAUUUAGAAUUUUGUUAUGUUUGUAGUGUUUUUUACACUAAUUUGUUUACUAGAAAUUACACUAAUUUAAGUUUUAGGGUAUUCUACUUGUAUACGUACGUAAUUUUGUACAUAUUUUUCUACGA